Messenger RNA from Penicillium waksmanii, 633 nucleotides. RefSeq lists its product as uncharacterized. Lineage: Eukaryota; Fungi; Ascomycota; Eurotiomycetes; Eurotiales; Aspergillaceae. The transcript has a single exon. Bases 1 to 633 code for a protein of 210 amino acids. The record is from RefSeq and is a predicted model, not a curated record.
AUGGUUACCCCGAGGCUUCCAUUUCUACAUCCAAAUUUCAUGCGCGUCGUGCAGUCAUAUAAACCGCCUUCCAGUCGCGCCAUUCGAUGUCCUUUCAGCGGUGGCUCUAGCCCUCACGCCGGCUUCUAUACUAGUCGACAAUGCAAUCAAACAGUGCAUCAAAGAUAUAACUGCUCAUCUCUCAAGCCAAGCCUGCAUCCCUGCAGGCGACUGAAAGACGGUUCAUCCAGCCAGCUCGAUGGAGUCACAUUGUCCGGGAACGGCGACACAAACAGCAGUGAGAGGAACAACAAUUUGCCAGACCAGCAGCAUCAAGAUGCCAAAAGAGAGACUACAAUUACGUUCUUUUCAACACCAUUCGAUAAGCAAGCUGUUGUAGACUCGAAGCAAGGCAAAUCGUUGGUACAUUCGGAGCAGCAAGAGGAGCAUGCGAUGGGCAAUGAUGGGGCCCAAGAUACCUCUACCUCUUCCGCUCGCCCUGAACGGACAGAAAACGAAAAGCCACAAAUAUCUCCCUACCCGAACCAGGGCGCGUUUGACGAUGCCAUCCACAUGCCCACCCCCCUCAGCCUAUCUGACCCCCCCUGGACUAAUAACACCCCACAAAGCCCCACGCCCGAUACCAAUUCGUAG